AUGCGGCUGCUGACUAUCAAUGCUGUUCUCAAUCAUGCUGAAGAGAAGCAGGUAGAUGAUGAAAAUGUCAAAGAUUGGCUUGAUGAGGUCAAUUUUUCUGUUUAUGAUGCCGAGGACCUAUUGGAAGAGAUUGCCUUUGAUGCCAUUGAAUCAAAGAACGGCAUGAAUCUGGUACGAAACAGCAUCUACAAUGCUUUACAUCUUAGUGAUUCAACUAAAGAGUCCAUAGAUUUCAAAAUAUCUGAUACAAUAGAUACUUUAAAUCCAUUGGCUGUUCACUCGGAGUCAAAACUGAAGAGCAUGAUUGGAAGAUUAGAUGAUAUUGUGAAGCAAAAAGACGUUCUUAAUUUGCGAGAGGAUGUUGGAGGAAAAUUGGUGAUCUAUGAUAGACCGCCAACAACUCCUUUGGUAAACCGAUUUGAUCAUGUUUAUGGUAGGAAGAAUGAUGAGGAGAAGAUACUUGAGCUGCUUACUCACGAAGAAAGUACUGAUGACAGGUUUCUUGUCAUUCCAAUUGUUGGAAUGGGUGGUAUUGGCAAGACAACACUCGCACGAAUUGUGUUCAACCACAAAAAAACCAUAGGGCUUUUUAAUCUGAAAGCUUGGGCAUGUGUGUCUGAUGAAUUUGAUGUGAUGAAAAUAACAAAAACACUGGUUGAGUCAGCUACUAAGAAUACCUGUGAUUUAAACAAUCUGGAAUUGCUUCAAGAAAAAUUGGUGGAGAAAUUGGAGGGGAAGAAAUUUUUAAUUGUUUUGGAUGAUGUAUGGAAUGAAAAACCUGGGUUGUGGGAUGUCCUGCAGGUUCCUUUUGGAGUUGGAGCACCUGGAAGUUGUGUUAUAGUUACGACACGCAAUGAAAGUGUGGCAUCAAUUAUGGGUACUGUACCAUUUUAUCAUUUGAGGGAGUUGUCUGAAGAUGAUUCUCUGUCUCUGUUAGAAGAUGUUGCCUUUCCGAAUAAAAAUUCACAUGCAUAUCCAGGACUUAAAAAAAUUGGGAAAGAAAUUGCCAUGAAGUGCAAAGGUUUGCCUUUGGCAGCAAGGGCACUUGGGGGCCUCAUACGCUCUAAGCUGGAUGAGGGUCAUUGGAAUGAUAUCCUAUACAGCAAUAUGUGGGAUAACCUUAAUGCAGACAUUCUUCCAGCACUAAGAUUAAGCUACCAUUACCUCCCUGCACCUCUGAAGAAGUGUUUUGCUUAUUGCUCAAUGUUCCCAAAGGAUCAUGAAUUUGAGAUGGAAAAACUAGUCUUCUUAUGGAUGGCUGAGGGUUUUGUGCAGGAGCCAGAAGGAAAUCAAAUGAUUGAAGAUGUGGGCCGAAAUUACUUUAAUGGCCUGUUAUCAAGGUCAUUUUUCCAACAAUGUAGUGAUGAUGGAUCCAGAUUCUUGAUGCACGAUCUUAUCCACGAUCUAGCACAAUACGUCUUUGGCAAAAUAUGCCUUACACUUGAGGAUCGCAAUGAGGUCAUUAAGCAGUACAAUGUGCCCGCUAAGGUGCGUCAUUUGUCAUUUAUCAGAGGCUCCGAUGUUACGUUUGUCAAGCUCAAAUCAAUUAGCAAUGCCAAGUGUCUACGCACCUUCCUACCAUUAGAUCGGUCACUUGGUUUCAGAAGGUAUGGCAUAUCACGGACUGAGUCAAGUAUUGGAGAGUUCAAGGACUUGAUGCAUCUAAAAGGGUCACUUUCCAUUUCAGGAUUGCAGAGAAGUAAAAUUAAUGAAGCAAUUGAGGCCAAAUUGGAAGUCAAAGAGCACCUUGAAGAGUUAACUUUAGAAUGGACUAGUAGGUUUGAUGAUAGCCGAAUAGGAACUAUGGAAGAAGAAGUACUUGACGCUCUAGAACCUCAUAAAAACUUGAAAAAACUCGUAAUAAAAGAUUAUGGUGGGAAAAAAUUUCCAGGUUGGUUUAGUGACCCUUCAUUCAAGAAAAUGACCAGCAUCCAUCUCUAUGGUUGUAAAAGGUGCAAGGCCUUGCCAUCAUUUGGUCAACUACCUUCACUCAAAGACCUAAUCAUUAAUGGAAUGGAUAGUUUAGAGGUUGUUGGCUCUGAGAUUUUUGGUGAUGAUUAUUUUCCAUCACUUGAGACCCUAAAGUUUGAGAACCUGAAAGAGUGGAAAGAAUGGUUAUCUUUUGAACGUGAAGCUGAAGGAUUUGCUAAACUCCGUGUGCUUACAUCCUGUGAAGAAUUAUCCACUUUCUCAAAACCUCCUUCUAUUCCCGAAGGUGCCUCUGGUUCAUUACCUGAAUACUCAGAAGCCAUAAACUUCCUUAAUCUCCGAGUGCUUAUCCUUGUAGGUUGUUCCAAUUUAAAUGAACUACCUACUUCCCUCCCUUCAUUGGAAGUACUUAAAAUAGAUGGGUGUAAUAAACUGGCUGGACUUUUAAUGCUUUCGCACCUGCGGAAUUUGGUCUUGAUGGAUUGCGAUGCGAAGUUACUUGGGUGUCUUGUUGAACUACAUUCAUUGAGAUCAUUGGAAAUUCAAAAUAUUUCAAAAUUUACAUUCUUAACACCGGGGUUCAUACAGCAAUCUUCUAAACUAGAAGAGUUAAAGAUUUUUCAUUGCAAGGAUCUUGAGGUUUUGACAAAUUGGCAGAUUGGAUUGGUGCGGCUUAUGUCUCUUAAACGUUUGACAAUUCUUCAAUGUCCCAAACUCACUGAUUUGCCCGAGGGAAAGAAGUUGCCACCUAUACUUGAAUACUUGGAUUUGAGGCAUUGUCAUAACUUGAAACAGCUGCCAUCUGAUCUAUGCAAUCUCAAGUCUCUGACGGAGUUCAGAGUCGAAGAAUGUAAAAUGCUCAAAUCAUUUCCACAUAGGGCCCUGCCAGGUACACUCAAACGUCUCGUGGUUCAAGGAUGUGAUGCUCUAAUGACUAUUCCAAUGGAACUCGUUGGUAACAAUAGCGCUCUUGAAUAUUUAGAAAUUGGAAGGUGUUCUUCUCUUGAAUCGUUCCUUGAGCAAUGUGAGUUCCCAACAACUCUCAUUCAUAUUAGGAUCAACAACUGUAAAAAGCUUAAACUCUUACCACAUGGGAUAAUGAGCGAGAACACAAAACUUGAGUAUUUUGAGGUGGACAAUUGUCCCGCUCUCGAGUCAUUUCCAGCCGGCCAGUUACCCAUGACUCUCAGGCGGCUUCAGAUCGGCAAUUGCAAUAUUGGUUCCCUGCCUGCGAAUCUUCUUAGCCUCAGGAAUCUCGAGCAAUUGCAAGUAUCUGGUUGUCCAAUUCUAGAAUACUUUCCUUCAGGUGCAUGGCGCAGCCUCAGUUUAAGACAGGUUGAAAUUAAGGAGUGUGAGAAUCUCAAGUCGCUUCCUGAUGGAAUCUACAACCUCACAAAUCUAAAAGAACUAAGUGUAGGUUAUUGUCCUAAUCUUGUAUCCAUAAAGAAGCAAGGAUUCCCUGUCAGUUUAAGAUUACUUGACAUUAGAGAGUGUGGAAACAUCAGUUCUCUGGAUGGGUGGAAGCUGCACAAACUGAAAUCCCUCAAUUUUUUUGCCCUUCGUGGAUUUCCUGGAUUUGUUUCAUUCUCGACCGUUUAUCUUCUUAAUCAAUCUAUUACUGAACUUCGACUUAUAGACUUACCAGACCUCGAAUCCCUAUCUGAGGCACUAGAAGUUCUCACGUUGCUCGAGACUCUUAUGAUUCUUCAGUGCAAGAAGCUGAAAGCUUUGCCAGAUAGUGUGGAGAACACUUCUAGCAUUGAACUCAUCGUUUAUGCUGCAAAAUCAUGUCAGGAUUCUCGGAUCUGA
This is a messenger RNA of Fraxinus pennsylvanica, 3738 nucleotides long. NCBI's taxonomy places the organism in Eukaryota, Viridiplantae, Streptophyta, Magnoliopsida, Lamiales, Oleaceae. The record is from the annotation of a GenBank genome assembly.